CUGAUGUGGACUAUUGGUCUGCUGACUCAGAAAAGGAACCAAAUGAUGAAGCUGAGGUGACCAGCAGCUUUGAAGAUGACCUGAGACAGUGGGCCUUGGAGCACAAAUUGACGCACAGAGCGCUUAACGGUUUAUUGCCCAUAUUAAGGAAGCAAGGUCACCUAUUGCCUUUGGAUUGCCGGACACUCCUUGCUACACCACAAGUUAAUACAACAGAGCCUAAAUGUGGUGGGCAGUACGUGUACUACGGCUUAGAAAAAGGGAUCUGUCGUCAUUUAAGUCAGAUGGACAGUAAUGAUGUGCACCUCAGUGUAAACAUUGAUGGCAUACCACUUUUCAAAAGUAGUAAUGUCCAAUUCUGGCCAAUACUGGCAAAGUGUGGCCAUUUUGGUCCAUUUAUUGUAGCUAUGUUUAGUGGACAGAAGAAGCCAAGUCCAAUCGAGGAGUAUCUUGAAGACUUUUUGACAGAGUACAAACAUCUCAAAGACAAUGGUAUAGUUUAUGAAGGCCAGACUUACUCUGUCAGUAUUGAUGCUCUGAUCUGUGAUGCGCCAGUAAGGGCAUAUCUAAAAUGUAUUAAGGGUCAUACUUCCUAUGAGAGUUGUGAAAGAUGUUUAAUCAGAGGUGCUCGUUUUGAUGGAAGAAUAGUUUUCAGUGAACAGGAAUUCACUUCUCGAACAGAUGACAGUUUCUCCAGAGUGGAGUACAGGAACCACCAAAUUGAUGUCAGUCCCUUCAUUGCUGCAGGAAUUCCUUGUGUUAGCUCAUUUGUCCUAGAUUAUAUGCAUAUGGUCUGCUUGGGAGUAGUUAGACGCCUGUUGUUUUACUGGACACGUGGCCCAAAAAUCUGUCGUUUAUCUGUGAGGCAAAAGGAUGCAAUUUCCCAAAAACUAACUGCACUGAGAGGGAAGAUGCCGAGUGAAUUUGCCCGGCAGCCACGGGCUUUACAUGAAAUAGAUAGGUGGAAAGCAACUGAACUAAGGCAGUUUUUGCUAUACACAGGACCUGUGGUAUUGAAAACUGUGUUGUCCCCUGAAAGAUACACACAUUUCUUGUCCCUGACAGUGGCAAUGUCAAUAAUGCUGGAGUCAGAUGAUAGGAUUCGCAAGGCCUAUCUCCAAUAUGCCCAUGAACUAAUCAAACACUUUGUCAUGUGCUGUGCUGACCUGUAUGGCAAGACCUUUCCUGUAUACAAUGUACAUGGACUAGUUCAUCUCCAUGAAGAUGCCAGCCACUUCAACUGUUCCUUGAAUGACAUUUCCUGUUUUCCCUUCGAAAACUACCUGCAACAAAUUAAAAAACAUGUGAGGAGUGGGAGAAGUCCCCUGGAACAAGUCACCAGGCGUUUGUCAGAAAUGGAACAUUCAGAAGUGAACGUAAGCAAAAUGCACCCUGAGGUGUUUGCUUCUGUUAAAGAAAGGGACUGUUGUUUUCUCUUGAGAGACGACAGAUUUGCUUUUGUUCGACAGAAAAAUGCAGACGGUACCUUUGCUUGUGAAAUCCUGCACCAGCAUUACACUUCACCAUUAUUUCACCAACCAUGUAGCUCUGGACUUCUGAAUAUAGUGUGCAUAGGAAAAGGUCAGGUCAGGAUGAAAAAUGGACUACUGUGUGAAAGGGAUCUGUUCCGGAAGGUGGCCUGCCUCCCACAAGGAACUGGAGGUUCUGUCCUCAUACCGCUUCGCCAUGGUGUGGAACACUAAAGAUCAUGUAUACAAGGGCUGUUUGGAAGGAGGGUGAACAAGAGGAGGAGGGUGUAGUUCCUGAAAAUUGGAUCGACAGGAACAACAGAACAGUUAGGUGGCCACAUAGUAUGAGCGCCACAAAAACUGAAAGGGCUCUAAGGGACAAAAUUAACCCCCAGGAUCACUGGAUGACGUUCCCUUUAAUCAAAAUAAAAUUUUCGU
Messenger RNA from Polypterus senegalus (gray bichir), 1907 nucleotides. RefSeq lists its product as uncharacterized. Lineage: Eukaryota; Metazoa; Chordata; Cladistia; Polypteriformes; Polypteridae. Bases 285 to 1703 code for a protein of 472 amino acids. The record is from RefSeq and is a predicted model, not a curated record. The transcript has 2 exons.